Manacus vitellinus (golden-collared manakin) is the source of this 2377-nucleotide messenger RNA. It is a transcript of the gene SYNDIG1L, whose product is annotated as synapse differentiation inducing 1 like. Lineage: Eukaryota; Metazoa; Chordata; Aves; Passeriformes; Pipridae. The record is from RefSeq and is a predicted model, not a curated record. Gene Ontology annotation, cellular component: membrane; intracellular membrane-bounded organelle. The transcript has 4 exons. The coding region runs from base 81 to 806 and encodes 241 amino acids.
GGAGAGACGAAGAGAUGCUCUGUUUGCUGAGAUAGCAUUCAAGCUGUGCAGAGGAUCUCUUCCCCCCUACCACCAACAGCAUGGAGAGUGUGCGUGAGCUGCAAAACCCGCUCUUGGCCAAGGCCAACGGACACCUUCGCAGCAGCUAUUCUUACCACCAGCAUCACAGCCAGGACUACUCCAGUCAUCACUGCCAAGGGAAACUGUAUUCCUACAUCUUCCAAAACGCUGGCAGUGCCAGGACUCACCAGCUGCUGGAUGCCAGUUCCCUGCAGCUGGCUGUUGAAGCCUUGUACGGCCCCAGUUUCAUCCUUGUGAAGGAUGAGACCACUCUCAAGGCCAAGGACAGCAAAACAGAAAGUUGUGAAACCACUUUUACAGAAAGCAAAGAGGCUCCAUCCGAAGCUCCUGAAAGGCACGAGGCGCAAGGGUCCUGCCUGGUAGAGAGUGACAUCCGCAUCCAAACUGUGUCCUAUGAGGUGGAGGAAGAUGAGCUCCAGGAGUACGAGAGCGACUCCUCCAGCGACAGCGAAAGCGAGGAUCAUUUCCUGAUGCUUCCCCCCAGGGACCACCUGGGUUUGGCCCUUUUCUCCAUGCUGUGUUGCUUCUGGCCCCUGGGGAUUGCUGCUUUCUACUUCUCCCAAGGGACCAGCAAGGCUGUCUCCAAAGGAGAUUUCCAUCUGGCCAGUUCAGCUUCCCGCCGAGCUCUCUUCCUUGCUGCGCUCUCCAUAACCAUCGGCACAGGAGUGUACAUCGGGGUGGUGGUAGCACUGAUUGCUUACCUCUCAAAAGGGGGCCAUGUGUAGCUGCCACCUGCAUGUCACUGCCAUCCCUGGCUGGGGCCCUCCUGGGAUUGAGCUUUCCUGUGGAGCACAGAGCACCAGUGCCUGCAAAGGCUGCUUGCACAGCCAGACCCUGGCAUGGAUGCACUAUGCAGGUUUUUUCUCCUUUCAGAGAAACAGUAAAUCCCUGUUCUCUCCAAGGCUGUAGCGUGCCACCAUCCAACAACAGGGAAUUGAGAACCAGUCUGUCUGCUGGGACCAGGAGGAGCACAUUUGCCUGAUGGAAGAUGUGCAUGCUGCUACUGGGCUGGUGCCACCACCCCUCAUCUGGGGCCACAGCUUCCCUUCUCAGCCCUGUAGCUGGGAGAGCCAUUGCUGGUGCCCAAGCUUGGCCCACGAAGAGGGCACACAGGGAGGAGAGGGGAUAUGGGGCCAGAGAAUGACCGCUGUUUCUUCCAGGAGGCCCGAGUCCUGGUGGGGUCUCCAGACUCCUGUGAUGGGGACAGCAUUCUCACUUCAGCACCACGGGGUGGCACCUGGCUCCUCAGAUGCAGUGAAGUAGAAGGACAGAGCAUGAACAAGACCAAAGGGCAUGCUCUACACAUCCCUCUGCUCUACACAUCAGAUCCCUGAUCCACAGGAGAAAUCCCAGUUGCUGGCCCAUCCCAGAAGCAAGGAGGAAGGCAGGCUGGUGGUUGCACAACAUCUCUUCCAUUCCUGGUGCAGGCUGGUAAAGACAGCAAUGUUUUCUCCAUGUUAAUAAUGACUGUCAUGAUGAUCCCAAGUCUGAGCCCCCAUACAGUUGCCAUCCCAGAGUGCUGGGCCCUAAAAAGACUUGUAAUUGAAAUCUCUACUCAAGAAGUGACCUGGGAGGGGUGAAAGCCUGAAGGAUUCUACUCUUGGCACUAAGUCAGGGCCCUGCACACAAAGAAGGAUGGAAAGAAAAGGCUGACAUCACAUGCAGAGUCUGAGGUGGGAGUGCUGUUUGCAAGGGGAUGAGAUCCAGAGAAGGAAGAGACAUGGAGGGAGCCCAAGACACAGGGGGUGACCCCAACACACUCCUUCCCAUGCCUUGGAGAGGGAUAUCUCCAUCCUUCCUAAAGCCUCUGCUGACAAGGAAAUCCCCAGCAUCCCCACAUACAUCUUCCUUUUGCUUACUUGUAUAUUGUCAGACAUGUUAAGUACUUCAGAGGUGGGUAUGAAGGCAAUGGCUGCCCCAAAAAGGCAUUAAGAGGCUAUGCCUCACCCCCCACUCCCCAGCAUCCACCUUGACCAUGCCUCCUCUCCCUGGCCAUGGCUCCCCUGUUGCCUCUUUCCCUCAUGUGCAGGGGACUGCAGGCAAACUCUGGGCACCCCUCACCCCCUUCCCAAGGUUUCUGGGCAGGCUGCAGCCAGCUUUGCAAGAGGCACAACAUGUUCCUCCAGCUGGGUGCCAUUCAAAUGUACAUUUCAUACUAAAGAAGCAUGUUAAUGUCUGCAAUUGCUGUUGUACUUGAGCCAUAAAAGAGAGAAGCGCAUCAGAGACCUGUACAGAAGCUGAUCUGAAACUUCCCAUUGCGUUUUAUAACAUGGAAGAGCUAAUAAAAAAAGCAGGA